AUGGGGGACCUGCGAGAUGUUACCGUCAGAUUAAGGGAAAGCCAUGCAUACCCUAAGUCCAGAUACUGUCGUGGAGUUCCUGAUCCAAAAAUCAGGAUUUACGAUUUCGGUAUGAAGAAGAAAGGAGUUAAUGAGUUUUUUUACUGUGUCCAUUUGGUUUCAUUGGAGAAAGAAAACGUGUCGAGUGAAGCUCCUGAAGCCGCAUGUAUUGCUUGCAACAAGUACAUGCAUGAUAACCUUCAGACCGGAAUGAAAGGUUCUUUUGGUACUUGUGCUAGAGUCGUUAUUGGUCAUGUUCUUCUCUCUGUUCGGUGCAAAGACAAUCAUGGACAUCAUGCUCAGGAGGCUCUUCGACGUGCUAAGUUUAAGUUCCCUGGUCGUCAAAAGAUCCUUGUUAACAAGAAGUGGGGAUUCACCAAGUUUAACCGUGCUGAUUACACAAAGCUAAGGCAAGAGAAGAGGAUUGAUCCUGAUGGUGUGAACGACAAGUUUCUAUCUUGCCAUGGUCCGUUGGCUAACCGUCAGCCCGGAAGUGCAUUUUUGUCAGCUGGUGUACAAUGA
Messenger RNA from Arabis nemorensis, 561 nucleotides. NCBI's taxonomy places the organism in Eukaryota, Viridiplantae, Streptophyta, Magnoliopsida, Brassicales, Brassicaceae. The record is from the annotation of a GenBank genome assembly.